CCCCGGGCGGGCGCUCUCUGCGCCACGCUCCGCCCCCCGCAGCGCUAGGAGCCCGCCAAGCUGCAGAGCACUAGACGCCAUGGCCGACCCGUUGAGCAGUGGGAAGCCAGGCCGGAGGCCAGGGCAGGGGAAACUAGACCUUCUGCUGGUUGGAGAUGCCACAAGGUACUUCCUGACUGGCUCUAUACAGAAAUUCUUUUCCAGCACCGCACACUUCACCCUGACCGUCAGCGAUGUGAAGAAGGUAGCCUCGCUUUUGGCCGCAAACUCUUUCGACAUCAUCUUCUUGAAGGUGACUUCCACCUUAACCGCGGAGGAGCUGGAGGCUGUCAAGUCCAUUCGAUCUGGCAAGAAGAAAAACACCCGUUUGCUGUUUGUUUUUAUAAAACCUGAAAAAUUUAAAGGCUGUAUUUCAGACUAUGGAGUGGAUAUUAGUUUCCCUGAGCCACUGACCUUGGGAAAAAUGGACAUGGUGGUAGAGUACUGGAAAGCAUAUUUCACAGAUGUGGAAGGCACUGAGAGGCUUCCAGAAUGCGGACUACACCUCAAACUUCCAGCAAAUGCGGAAAGCGCUGAGAGGCUUCCAGAACAUAGUCUGCACCUCCAGACUUCCUGCAGUGAACUUGGGGAACACUUUUCUACUGAUCUGUUUCUUCGUUCUGGGCAGCUGAAAAAUGACAGAGAACUUGUAUUAAAGGCCCCACUGCCGGGUCCUGAGAGAAACAGAAAGACUUCUUUUGUUCAUUCGAGCAAAGAGAAGCUGAGGAGAGAGCGCAUCAAGUUUUGCUGCGAGCAGCUGCGUACUCUCCUGCCGUAUGUCAAGGGGAGGAAGAGCGAUGUGGCUUCAGUUAUUGAAGCGACCGUUGAUUAUAUGAAGUAUGUCCGGGAGAAUCUCUCUCCGGCCAUCAUGGCCCAGAUUACAGAAUCCCUCCAGAGCAAUAAAAGGUUCUCGAAGAGACAAGUGCCCAUCGAGCUGUUUGUUCCACGUGCAGCCACACCACAGAGGGACAGUGGUGUGCUGACAAGCGCUUACUCAUCUGUGAGGGAGAUCCAGCUCCUGGCUGACCAGUGCCUGACUGUGUAUUCCAGGCCUGCUGCGGAAGGGCCCUUGGAGGAAGCUGUAAGAGGCCAGUUAAGCUCUGUUCCGGAGAGCUCUGUUGAGGAUCUCUCUAAAACUCGAGUCUCCAGUGCAGCACUCUCGCUUAAUUCCUGCCAUGCCGUCACAUACUGUCCCGGGGCUGUCCUUCCCCGUGAUUCGGCUGCCAGAACAAAUCAGAACAUUUCCAUUUAUUUACCGUCCGCUGUGCCCAGUGUCUCCAACUUCCUUCCUCAGCACUGCAGUUCCGUGCUUUGCCAAACACAGGCAGCUGGUCCCAGUUACCUGUGCACUCCAGGCCAGGAGCUUCCGGCCGGCUCUCUCACUCCCUCAUCCGGCAUCUUCCGUGGGCUCCAAGACUCAGACUCAGAUCGUCAGGCUUCUCAGCAGCCGCUUGGGCCUGAUGAGUCGUUCCCCCAGCCUCAAGAAAACAAUUACUUUUAAGAGAAUAAAUAUUGGAAAACCCGUAGGUUUAGAUGCCUGAAGACCCCAGUUGGCUUUAUAAACUACUUCGUGAUACAGAAAUGCAUUGUGACUGUGAGUAAGAAUGAGCUAGCCUUCAGCUAAAGGGGAUGUCGCCCUCCUUUGCGGCGACAGUUUGGGACACAUUGACAAUCCAUGUUUGAGGCUCAUAGUCUAGACCAUGUGCUGGGCUCGGUUGUUCAGUUCAGGAAGAAGGGACAAAGAAAGAUCUUUUGAAAGCUGCUGACUCUGCCUUCUGAUGAAUGUGCUAGAAUCUUCCAAAGAUGCAUAGAAAGACAGUGAAUGACACUGACAGCCUUGUGUCUCAGGCAUCUUCAUCCAUGCUGGGACUUCCUGGCCAGAGAGCUAUAAGCAGCAGUAGCCCGAGUGACCCCACACUCACUUGUUCUACCAAAAACUAUUGUUCCCUUUGUGAAAAAUCAUACCACCAAGAAGACCAUGCGGGUGUGAACAGCUAAGACCAGGAAGGCGUGUUGAUGCCCCCAGGCCACCAAGCACAGAUCUUGCAGCCUGCUUAUUUCUGUCACUGAUUUCUAGUUGCUGUCUUGUCUAGAUUUGGCAUUUUAAAGAGCCCCCUUUUCAUUCAUUGCCCGAACUAAAAUAUCCAGGGGCGUUGGGAGCAGUGUCUGCUUUUCCGGUUGGUGACUGAAUAAGUUAAUAUGCUUUUGGUUGCAUUUUGCAACCAUGUGAGUGGAAUGGGGAGCUAAGAGGGGCACUUUCCUUGCUGGAUCUUUAGUUACAGACCCACAGAUCUCCACUUUGUCCUUUCUUCCUACGGGGUGUUAGAGCAACUGUUGGGAACG
Peromyscus maniculatus bairdii (prairie deer mouse) is the source of this 2382-nucleotide messenger RNA. RefSeq names its product spermatogenesis and oogenesis specific basic helix-loop-helix 2 (gene Sohlh2). Lineage: Eukaryota; Metazoa; Chordata; Mammalia; Rodentia; Cricetidae. The record is from RefSeq and is a predicted model, not a curated record. Gene Ontology annotation, biological process: spermatogenesis; regulation of DNA-templated transcription. Gene Ontology annotation, cellular component: nucleus. Gene Ontology annotation, molecular function: RNA polymerase II cis-regulatory region sequence-specific DNA binding; protein dimerization activity; DNA-binding transcription factor activity, RNA polymerase II-specific.